AUGCUCUGUUUCAUAUCCUUCCUUCUCUGUUUUCUCUUCCCUCAUUCAUUAGCCCGACAACAACCUGCUCUGCAAUUUCCUAAUCUCAACUUCGACUUGCCAGGAACCCUCCUGGACACAGUUUGUGACUCGACAGGCAAUCUAUAUGCCCUCGGCCAAGACUCAUUAGCAACCUUUCUCGUGAAACUUUCCCCAUCUCUCGACCUCAGAUGGCGUAUCAACAUUCCCUCCAGUCCUGAGAUCGUUCCUGCUUUAGCUUUCGAUCACGCCGCGGGCUUGUUUGCUGCUGCUGCCGUUGCCCAUACAGAAUCCGUACAAACAUCGGAAUCUUUUAUACCUGCAGAUAUCGUCCUCUACCAGAUUAAUACGUCCAAUGGAAGUCUUAUUGCUUCGGUUUUGGUGAAAUCAGCUCAAAUUCUCUCUGGUGCCCACAUCCAGUGCAUAUCCGGAACAACUUCGGUCAUUUUCUCUUUUAUAUACGUCGCAUUUAUCUCCCUGGGAACUUCUGGCUCAGAAGAUGCUAGUACCAGGGUCGUACAGCUGCAAAAAUCUAGUUCUGGGUCAUUGACGUCAAUCUGGGGUCAAAAUCUUUAUACUGCAGACUACAGUGCGACUUCUUUUGGUAUUGCCGACACCUUACAAGGUGAGCAAAUAAUAGUUGUCGCUCUUAGCAGGAGCAGACUCGCUGGGGUCCCUCAUAAACUCUCCGCAUUUAUCUUGGACAGCGAAGGAACCAUUUCUCAAAAAGGGAGCACGGCCGCCUCGUCUGCGCAAUCGAAAAUAUCCAACCUCGCAGUUGAUGAAAGAGGUGUAUUAUAUGUCGGUGAAAGCCCGCGCUGGUUGCAUCGGCUUGCGCUUCGCUCAUUGAACGGUGCCGGAUUUCUUGUGUCUCUGUGGAACGUUUCUGAGAUAAAUGUGGUGGAUAUGGCCGUGUUAAACAAUGGGUCGGCUAUUUACGUCUUAUCAAAAAGAGAGAGUUUUCGAAAUGAUGGUGCCAUCGUUGUGCGGACAAAAAAGGCGGUUCUUUCGGUGUUCAACGAAUCUGGCAGCUUGCAAUCUCAAUAUGAGCAUAAAGACAUAAUUCCGGAUUCUAGCCGAGAACUGUCUUCACUAAAGCUUACUGAUCCGGAGAACAGCAGCUCUGCAGUCUUGGGAGGUUCUUUUCAGAUGCCAGAACGAGAACGAUGGAUAUCCAUUGGCUUGUUCACGUUUCCUAAACUAGUUGAGAGUAACCACAACGACAAAGAGUCGCUGGCUCCUCCCGCACCAGACUCGAGUCUCCCGGAAACCUCCGUUUCGAAGGGAAAUUCAACCUUGGUCGUUGUCGGGGUCAGUACUGGAAUGGCUGCUUUUUUUGUGGCAGUGGGAGUCGCCCUCCUCGUUCUUUACAGAAGAGGUUUGGGUAUUAAGGAGGACGAAGACGUGUCUGCAGGAGGCGGUGCUACCAAUACUCAGGACGAAACCAUUACACAGAGGCCUUCCGGAAAGGAGUACUUGCAGCACAACAACAUCUUAGUUUGA
Molecule: messenger RNA, 1521 nt
Organism: Chondrus crispus (carragheen)
Lineage: Eukaryota; Rhodophyta; Florideophyceae; Gigartinales; Gigartinaceae
Exons: 1
Coding region: 1-1521 (506 amino acids)
Source: RefSeq, a predicted model, not a curated record